Drosophila erecta is the source of this 6463-nucleotide messenger RNA. RefSeq names its product cell wall protein IFF6 (gene jvl). The transcript is spliced from 6 exons. NCBI's taxonomy places the organism in Eukaryota, Metazoa, Arthropoda, Insecta, Diptera, Drosophilidae. Bases 624 to 4094 code for a protein of 1156 amino acids. The record is from RefSeq and is a predicted model, not a curated record.
UGGUAGCUGCUACCAGUAAUCGAUGCAUUCAUCUUUCCCGAUACAUCGAUAGUAUAAGCAUCGAUUUGUUGUUCCAGCUCUAACUACCACUGUCUGCAAAAUAUUUUAAACAAAAGUGCUUGUUAUUUAAGUAAUUUACUUAAUAUUAGUGGCUCUUUUGUUUGGACGUUGGCCGAAUUACGGUUGUGCAAGUGUUUCGUUUGGUUUGAUGGCGUGCUUAUCCUAGUUUGGCGGCCCUUUGGACUCGUUCGUGUAUCGCCAUCUCGCUCCCACCCCCUCAAUCGGCUUCGUGCGUAUUUUUUGUGCAUUUUUACACAGAAUUCACACUUUUGUAUGGGCAAAGAAUUUUUACUUUACUUUUGCACUUGAAGAGCAAGAAAAAAUGAAGAAAGCCAAGAUAAACGCGCCGAUGUGCAAGUGCUAAUCACUCAUUUUUGGCAAGCGGUGAACUUCGCUGAUUUUUAACCAGCAAAAAAGAUGGAGGAGGAUAAUGCCAAGUCCCUAAGUAAUAACAACAAGAACAACAACAAGGGACGCCAGCAGCUGCAGGGACACGCCCACAGCACCGCCCACGCCUCCGUCGAUAUAUUUAUAUUCGAUUUAUAGUAGCUGUAGUUGUAGUCAUGCCAACAACAAAAACCCAAUCACAGACAACAACAACUUGCAGCGAAGAGGAAGAAGCGGCGAUAAUACGAAAAAAUUGCGAUGCGCCAAUGGCGACCCCAGCAUGUACAACAACAGCAAACACGACAACUGCAGCAGCCACCACAACAACAGCAACAACAGUAAAUACGCGCAGGCAUGAAGAAGCAGCAGCAGUAGCAUCCACAUCUAGUGUCACGAAAACAACAACAGCAACAGCAAACAUAUUUGCCGCUGCAGCGGGAUGCCACAAGCCGUUACUCUUCAGCCGCCGCUUCCAGGACAAACGGAACUUUAGCUCGCUGCCGCUCUUCGUCUACGCGACCUCGCCCUCAACGCACGCCCACUCAGCGGACGGAGUAGGCGUGGCCAAGGAGGCAGCCGCUUUUUGCCAGAAGAAUGAAGGCUUUGAACCUGCAACGCAUGGCAUCAGCAAAACGGACGGAAGCUGCAUCAGCCACCACAGUCAGAGCAACGGGAACGGAAUCGGAAUCGGAAGCGUCAACGGAAGCGGAAUCGUCGGGCACCACCUCAGUGGAGUCCUGGCCAGCGGGGCCAUGGAAUGCCUGCCGAUGAGCAGUGCCGCCCAUCACCCACAUCUGAUGGCGGGUGCGGCGGCGGUUGGAGCCGUUUCCGCCUCUCCCACGGCGACCGUGGUGGUGGGGGCCACGUAUCCGCACCACCUGCACCACCACCACCUGAGCCACCACACGCCGUACAGCAACAGCUACGGGAGCCACCACAUACACAGCGAGCAGACCAAGUCGCUGCAGGAGCUGCAGCACGAGGUUGGCGCACUGCUGGAGUUUAGGGACCUGGUCAUAGAAACGUUUCCCGACCUCAAGCACAAGAUGGCCUCCAUGUCCGCCACGCCUUCGACGCCCACAUCUUCGGUGGGAGCCAUCGGUGGCAGUCACUCGGUGGGUGGCGGCAGCUCCUCGCUGGCCACCAGCAGACGUGAAUGGGAGCCGGGCAUACGAAUGAAGCGAAAACUGUCGCACAAAGAACCGUCCACGUCGUCAGCGGCAGCUGCUCCUUCCUCAGGAGCUGAGGCGUCGUCCUCGUCGCUGACGCGCAGCCGUAGCAACUCGCACAGCGGCAAGAAAGAGCCAAAGAGCGGAGAGAACAACAACGGAAGCGUUGUGCAAGACUCCGGCUUCUCAACGGAGACCAGUUCCUCCAAGGAGGGCCACAGUGCCUCCUCCACCAACGGUGCUAUGACGGUGGCCAUAGCAGCGAAUCGCCUGAGCUGCGCGGAAUCGGACGAUGAGCUGCUCAACCUGCUGGACGUCAUUCACCGCAAGUCCAAUCGAUUACGCGAGGAAGUGGAGCACUUGCAGAGCUACGAGCGCCAGCAGGGGGAUGCUCAAAAGGCGGGAGGUGAAGGCCAGGGUGCUAGCAAGGAGGGAAUGACAGCGCAGCAGUUCCGAGAGCAGGUGGAGCGACUAAAUCGCGAGGACAUCAAGCAGCUGCGCAAGGAGCGCGACCGUCUGCUGGACAAGUUGGCCGAAAUGGAGGCGGAAACGCUGACCGGGCGCAUUAAGGCGGCCAAGAUGAGCGACCAGGUGGAGGAGUUGGUAGAAGUGAAGAAAGAUCUCGAGGAGCAGCUAAAACUGGCGAUGGCCCAGAAGCUAGAGUUGAGCUCGCGAGUGCAGCAAUUGCAGCAGCAGCAGCAAAGCAAAAGCUCUUCUAGCGCCAGUCAGUCGGAUUACUCCAGUCAACGCAACUUUCUAUCCUCAGCCACCACUGUGCUCUCCAAUGGCAGCCGCCCUAGCAGCAACAUUAUCAGCAACAACACAUUCCAGCCGGUCGUACUCGAUCAGCCAGCGCAGGAAGCAUUCCAUCAAAGCCCAGGCGGUGAUAUUCCAUUGAGAAAACAGCAACAGCAACAGCAAUCUUUGGGACAUCUUGAUGGCAUUGUGAGCACGCCCGGAACGCGCAACUCCAAAUGCCGUCUGACCGACUCCAAGCGAUUCGCGGCCAUUCUGUUGGAAUCGAAUGUCUUGGAGCUGCAGCGGCACUUGCUCACCCUCACCGUGCAGAACCAGGUGCUGGCCCAGAAGCUGGAAUCGUCCAGCAAGUCCAAGACGCUGCUGGCCAAGCGGCUGGACAAAAACAGCGAAGAGAUUGAGGAUCUGCGUUACCAGCUGACGGAGAAGAGCAUCGAGCUUGAGGGCACCAAGGCUCAAUUGCGGCUGGUGGAGUCCCGCCUGCAGGCGAGCAACAGCACCACCAACUCGUAUCUGCAUUCCUCGCAGCAUGACUACGAGACCAAUCGCUCCUCGGCUUCCACCACGUUAAUGCUGAGUCGUCGUGGAGUUUCCGAUUCGGUGGACUCGACAUCGUCGGCCAUGCCUGCCCCGCCAGUCACACAGAUCAGUACGCCCAGCAUGAAGGCCAUGGUGCCGCUGGCCAUGGAUGAGCUGCAGCAGCACAGUAGCAGCACGGAGUCGGCGCACGAACACGAGAAUCAAGCGCUUCAAACAGCCAACAGCCCCAUCUCCCCCCUCAGUAAGACGAUGAUAAAUGCAAGUCCCUGUCCGGUGGGAAGCAGUACUCCCAGUAAUAUAGCCGCCCGUGUGAUGAGCAUCAGUGUGGGCGGGGUGAGUCCGUUUGAGGCCAUGACUCCUCCGCCGCGACAGAAUGCGUUCCGAAAGUUUGGAAGUGCCAGCAAGCCCAGCAAGAUUCCGCUUCCGGGCAGCAAGGCGGCGGCCUAUUUUUCGGGCAAACCGCCAACGGGAAGACCUUCGACGGCGGGUCGAUCUCCGCCAUCGGCGCACAACUCAAGUAGCACCUCGUAUGGCAGUAAAUCCUCUCUGAGCAGAAGUACUGGAAACUUGCAGAGCCUGCGAAGAGCAGACACAUCCGCCUCCAACCACUCAUUGAGUACGAACACGAGCCGGAGCUCUACUUCCUCUUCGAUUCCGCUGGCCACCACACCUUACUCAUCCGGCUCGACUGGCAACCGCAGCCAGCCGACAGCCGCAACGACUCCGUCCCCGCGUGUGCUACAGAACUCGCCGCUGCCCAAGCUGAAGCGGGAUACGAUCAGCUCCAGGGUGCGUCACCUGGACUCCCUGUCACGUGCCCAGCAGUCGCCGGAGGGCCUGAAGGGAACCACCACCAACUCCGCCUCCAUUACCGCUCAGCUGAGCUCGACGCUGCGCAAAGAUCUCCAGCUGAGUGGAAACGGGACCGGAGCUCCCUAUCAUCAGCACCACCAGAACCACCAGAACCACAGGCGCAGUGGUCACUCGCCGGCAUCCAACUCCUCCGGUAGCGGCGUGUCCAGGCGCUACAGUAGUGCCUCGACUGGGGGUUCCGGUGGUCGAGCCAUCGGCCGUGAUCAGGGUGAGGCCACCACGCCCACAUCCAGCUUUGGCGGCGACAGUGAUAGUGGCAAGAAACAAGCCACUUAUCCUAACAAACGCCAGGCUACACAGAGAAAAUAAGCAUCGGAGUUGGUAUGGAUAGCAAAGUUACCCAUAUUCGUGGACUAAAGGUGGUGUACUGAUUGACUGAUUGAUUGACGUGUUGGUGGUGAAUACAUAGAUUUCGAAUGCAUGCCAAAAAAAAAGAAGAAACUUAAAACUGAAAUGCUAAACAUGUAAAGCGAGUGCGACUGGAGUUUUUGGUAUCGGACAGCCACAGAUAAGACCGGUGGCCAAACGAAAAGGAGCAGCGCCCUCGCCCAGUACAUCCUCCUCAGCUCAGAUCAGCUCAGCCCCAAAUCCAGCUCAGAUCUCAAUCUCGAGCCCUCUGUUGUAAAUCGUUUGUCUGUUUUGUUUUUGGCCAAGAAGCAAAGACAAUGAAGUAGACACUUUGCCGCCAAUCGUUAUACGCGUAAGUCUCUUUUGUUAUAUCUCAUCUAGUAGGUUAAGUUCUACCAUUUCUCAAAUCCAAACCAAUCCACAAAUCCCAACACCGCCAACCCCACGGCUUUCUUUUGCUUUACCCCACACUGAGUUACACCAGCAAUGGUUUUUGAUUUCGAUGUAGUUCGUUGUAGAUCUAGCCUACCAAGACUAUCUAGACCUAGACCCUCACCCUUUCUACAAUAGCAAACGGGCAGUGCGCACAAAAAAUAAAAACACAAACUUUUAAAAUUGCCAAGUAAGGUAAACGAAUUGAGUGACUUACCCGCUGUACAUAAACUGAUUAAUUGGUUGAUUGAUUGAUCGCCCACUGUGCUAACCAAAACUAUAUACAUAUACUUAUUGUGCCAGAGGUUGAGGGAUCUAACCGCUGUCCAAGAGAUCGAUUCUCCCGCUACAUGCUAACCCCAAAAACAUAAAUAUUAUAUACCAUUCUUUUCGUUAAUGUGCCUAAACAGCCGUCUAAACCCCUUUCUUACUGCUGUUUGUGUUUGCGUUCUAAUUUCCAUUACCUGAUUGCACAUUGUACCAAAGAAAUGAUAUGCUAUUCUGUUUUUCUUUGCUCUCCCCCGAAUAUCCCCAAAAACGAUGCUUAGAAUUUGGCCAACACCGUUGAAAAGCCAAAUUUCCGUCUCAAUAACCACAAUUGGCAACUAUGGCAAACGAGCAGCAGCAGCCAGGGAAAGGUUCAAGUGGAACGAUAUCUGCCCCAUGAGCUGCACGAUGUGUCCGAGGAGACGGCCUACGAUUCGUACUACACCGAGUAUACCACCCCCGAUUCCAUGGACUGUGGCAGUGCCAAUCUCCUGGUCACUUUCGACUACGGCUACAGUGACUCCAUCGAGGCCAGAGCUUUUUCUGCAGCUCCGGACGAGGAUGAUGGGGGCGAAGGCGCUGGUCCUGACUAUGGCGAUGGUGAUGGUGAUGGGUGUGCGGACGAGGUGGAUGCCAUCUGGUUUGGUACUCCGCCCAGGGAUACCAAGGACGAGAAACUGUUUGAGGUGCAUCAUGUGCAGCACAAGCUGCUGGAUGACAGCCUGCAGUCCUUGAUUUCCUACGACGUUGAUGAUUUUGAGGAGGAGCUAUCGGAGCCAGAGCCGGAUGAAGAGAUUUUCUAUGAUAGCAUUGAGUGUGUUUAAGAGCUGCUGGGUGCAGGUGUUUAACUAUCAACAAUCAUAUCUAAACUAGUCCUUAUUUUCAAACCCUCUUUCACGCGUUGUUUUGCAAUUAUCGAAAGAAAAUGGAUAAAUAUGUGUAUGUAGCUGUAGUUAGUGUUACGUGACGAAUAUAAUGUUGAUUUAAAUAUAUUUGGUUUAACUAUCCAACGGCCCUGAAAUGAUCGAUUGUAACUGAAGUGAAUUGUGACUGAAUUGUAUUGAUUAUUGAUCGUAAUGUUUGUUUUCUCCAUUAACCAUUCAGGGCUUUAGUUUAUACGUAAAUGGUUUCUUCGACUAUUUAUUAGUAGCGUACAAUGUGUGCGCCUUACCCACUACUUUGUAUGUAAAAUAUUAUUUAGAGUGUGUGCAUCUUUGUAAGAGUCGUAAGUUAGUUAUCCUGCACCAUUGCCUAUUUACUCAAAACUACAUUUAAUUGACUCGUACCAGGCCGGCUAAGUAGUUUAGUUGUUAAUCAAAUUUAGUUAACACAUCGCAUCUAAUGUAUGUAUGUACAGUUUGGUAUACUAUCUUAUUAUGUAUGUAUUCUAUUUAAGUCGAAAGGCAAUUGUAAUAGGCUCUAUCUAUCAUGUUAUCACGAAACUGCGUUUACUACAUUUAUAAAACAAACAGACAUAGAAGUGUGGGAAACCAACAUUUAUGAUUCAUAUUAAAGCUAAUAAUAAUAUAUUCAAGGGCAGCAGAUGUAGACAUGUAUCCAUUUAAACAGCAAAUGUAAUUGAUAAACACAUAAACGAAAAAAAAACACUAAAAUAAAAAUUAUAAAAAAUA